AUGCUUGGUAUGGAACCUUACAAGGAAUGCAACUGCGAAGGUUCAAAAAUGAGCCCAUUUACGACGUACAUUUACUUUAAUGUCACCUAUUGUUUAAUUUAUGUAUGUUGUGCCUUUGCAUUUUUACUUUCGCUCCUUACUGCUGCUAUGCAGAACGGAUUUCAAGACAUUCGGAGAUUUGCGAUUUGUCAUUUAGAACUUGAACAGAAAUUGAGAAUCCUGAAUUUCAUGAAAAGAUUUGGAAAGGCUUCGUUAUUAUUUUCAGCAGAAGAUUACUUCAACGUAACCAAAAAAUUUCCUAUUAAGAUGGCAAGCUCACUUCAUUCGAUAUUUUCCAGUCUCACGAACUUGAGGAGCGUGGAACAGAAAACAAAAUGUAUCGAAGGUGAUUCAGAAAAAAUUCGGAAUCUGUUUUUAAAUUAAACUCAGCAUAGAAAUCGCAUACACAGCACAA
Messenger RNA from Centruroides sculpturatus (bark scorpion), 454 nucleotides. RefSeq lists its product as uncharacterized. The transcript has 5 exons. Bases 1 to 423 code for a protein of 140 amino acids. Lineage: Eukaryota; Metazoa; Arthropoda; Arachnida; Scorpiones; Buthidae. The record is from RefSeq and is a predicted model, not a curated record.